Molecule: messenger RNA, 3677 nt
Organism: Phalacrocorax carbo (great cormorant)
Lineage: Eukaryota; Metazoa; Chordata; Aves; Suliformes; Phalacrocoracidae
Source: RefSeq, a predicted model, not a curated record
CGGACCGGAGCUGCUCCGCCGGUGGCCCCGGUGCUGAAGCCGCCCUCCCCGGUGCUGAAGCCGCGGCCGCCGCCGUGGCCGCCGUCGGCGGGGGAGCGGCUCUCCCCGGUGGCUUGCCGGUGGCGGCGGGGGCGGCCCCGCCGGUGGCCCCGGUGCCGGCGGCGGGAGGUGUGGCCAGGGGCCGCAUAAAGCCGCCGCCGCCCCGCGUCCGCCGCCAGCCGAGCGCCGCCAGCCCGGGCGCGGAGCGGCGCGGAGCCGCCAUGCGCGGGGCCACCGGGUGCGGGGCCGCCGGGCGCGGGGCCACCGGGCGGGCUCUGCCGCCGCUGCUGCUGCUGCUGCUGGCGGCGGCGGCGGGGCCGGGCGGCGGCGAGGAGGCGAUCCAGUGCCCGCCGUGCUCGGAGGAGCGGCUGGCGCGCUGCAAGGCUCCGCAGGGCUGCGCGGAGCUGGUGCGGGAGCCGGGCUGCGGGUGCUGCGCGACCUGCGCCCUCGGCCGCGGCACCGCCUGCGGCGUCUACACCGCCCGCUGCGGCGCCGGGCUGCGGUGCUACCCGCCCCGCGGCGUGCCGCGGCCCCUGCACACCCUCAUGCACGGCCAGGGCGUCUGCACGGACCUGGCCGACGUCGAGGCCAUCCAGGAGAGCCUCCAGCCGCCAGAGAAGGAGGAGAUCGACCACCCCAACAACAGCUUCAGCCCCUGCAGCAUCCAUGACCGCAAGUGCCUGCAGAAGCAGCAGGCGAAGCGGGUCAACCACGGCACCAAGAUGCGCAACAGCGGGAGCCCGUACCACCGCGAGGAGACGCGGCCCAUAGCGCAGGGCUCGUGCCAGAGCGAGCUGCACCGGGCGCUGGAGAGGCUGGCCGCCUCGCAGACCCGCACGCACGAAGACCUGUACGUCAUCCCCAUCCCCAACUGCGACCGCAACGGCAACUUCCACCCCAAGCAGUGUCACCCGGCGCUGGACGGGCAGCGCGGCAAGUGCUGGUGCGUGGACCGCAAGACGGGGGUGAAGCUGCCGGGCUUCCUGGAGCUGAAGGGGGACUUGGACUGUCACCAGCUGGCGGACAGCAUGUGAGCGCGACCGCGGCAGCCCCGCGCCGCGCCGUGGCCAGGACACCCACCGGGGCUGCGUAGGAGAGGAAGAGAGGGGACGUGAGCGCCGAGCAGCUCGCCCGGUGCUGGGGGACCCCGGCGCGCGCCCCGGAUCACUGCUGUGCUCUGUGCCUCGGGCUGCCCACGGCACGGGGCACGGCAGCGUGACCUGCGCCCUGACCACUAGCUGCCACUGCCGAGGGGUCCCUGGCACGUGCCAGAGGCACCUUCACCCCGCACGGACACUUGCUUGGACAAAUGCUGCCCUGGGACUGGUGUCAGGAUGCCUGGGUGGAGCGGGUGGAGAGCACCCACGAUGCUGCCGCCCCUCGGUGCUGCUCCCACAGCUGCCGCUGCCUGCCCCGUGGUGCCCCGCCGGCUUUUGCCCCGGCCCCUCCGUGCUGCGGCAUGGCCAGGGUACCCGGAGCCCGGCGGCUGCGGCAGAGGCUUGGCUGCUGCCCCGGCCCAGCCUGGCCCUGCAGGCGGCCACGGACAUGCUGGUGCCUCGUGGGGUGCCGUGGCGGCACCCCUGCCCGCCGUGCCUUGCCACCCACGCCAGACCUCUGUGUGCGGCAGCAGAAGUGCCUCACCCUGCCCUCCCCAGCAGCGGGAGGCUGCCCAGGCAAGGACCGGGGGGGGCCCAAAGCGUGUGCGUGCAAUGAGCAUCGCAGCCACACAGAGCAAUAAGAGACCUUCCUCCUCCUCACUGCAGCCCCACAGCCCGGGAACCUCCUGCCCCACGGCCCAGCCCCAUCCCACUCCCUGUGCAGGGACAAAGCUGGUGGCCGCAGUGUUUUCCUCCCAUCCAUCCUGCCUCCCCCUGCCCCAGCCCCAGGGCGAGGGGGGUCGGGCACCCCAAGGCGUGCAGGGGUGCCUCCCCGCAGGGUCUGGGUCCAAGGGGGGGGGUCGAGGGUUGAGGGAUGCCCAGGAAGAAACGCCUCCCAGCAGGAAGAGCUGCUUCUUUUUUUUUUCUUUUUCCUCCCCUUCCUCAAAGAUUUUUAAUAUUUAAAAAAUGUUGUUGGUGGGAUCUUAAAACCGACCGUGUGGCCCCUGAGGCUGAAGUUCUCCCCCUCUGCGGACUGGGGCACCACAGGCGAUGGUUUCUGUCUUCUCUUCCAACUUGGCCAACGUGACAAAACCGGGAUGAAUUUCUGGAACGUCUCAGUAACGGGAUCUGCAGAUUUCACCAGCACAAAGUUCUCAGCUGAGAAAUUGUCACUAUUUUUGUAGCUAUUUUUUUCUUAUUAUUUUUUUAAGCUGGGCUGGAAAUUUUUCACCUAAAUGUCUUUUAGGUGAGAAGUGGCCGCGCUGGCUGCCAUGGCAAGUGUGCCAAAGACGGAGGGGAUUUUGCCUGUCCCCACCGACCCACCCCCUGGCUCCAUGGCCACAGUGAGAGGUUUUGGUUUUCCGUGUGGAUUUGCCCCAUCCACGCCCAUGGGUGCCAAGGCCCCCGAUGGGAACGAAAUGUUUCAGUUUUAGUGAAACACCCUUUUUCCCUCCCGGUCCCCAGCGGCUGCGCGGCACGGCGUGGCACGGCACGGCAGCUCCCCGGCACCAGCGGGGAUGUUCCCGCGUGUCUCGGUGGGGACGGGGAUUGGCAAGUGCUGCCAUCCCGCUGGCCAGGGCUGGGCGGACGGCGAGGACAGGGCGAGCCAGGAUGGAGGCUGGCACUGGGCUCAGCACUGCAGCUCAUCAGCACGGCUUCGCCUGGCUUCCCAUCCGCGUGACAGUGUCCGUGUCAUGUCCCGCGUCCCCAGGUGCACGUGUCCCAGCGUGGCCCCAGCACCUUCCACCGCCCGUCCCGUGGGGCUGCGCUCCUGCCCCUGCCCUGCUGCAGACCCAUUCCUUGUGGGGUCCCGCGGAGCUGUCGGGCCACCGGCUGCAUCCCUGCUCGGUGCCUCGCCGGGCUCCUGCCGAAAUCCCCCGCCUGCCCCGGCGCCCUCCCGGCCGGCUGCGCGUGGCCUCGCUCAGGGGAGGCUGCGCACACCCAAUCUGGGUCAAUUUGCCAGGAUGGUGGUCGGCGAGGGCGGGGGUCCCCGCCCCUGCCAGAGCCCCCGGCCCCCUGGUGCCACCGCACAAAGGAUGGGUUUCCCAGGAUGAGGCCGGUCCUGGCGCUGGUCCCGGGUGGCCGCGGUUGGGUGCGGGGUGCGGUGGCAGCCCCAGCCCGCCGGGCUCGGCCGUCCGGACCCUCCCCACAUGCAGCCAGGGCAGCGCCCGCAGCUCCAGCCGAGCGUCUCCUGUUUUUGGGGUGGCCUGCGGGCGGCCGGGCAGGGGCCGGGGAUGCCGGCGCUCGCCAGGACGCAUUCUGUGUCAGGCUCAGAGGGCUCCAGUGGUUUAUAUCGUCUCUCCUGUAGUUUAAGGCUCUAUUUACACACGAUCAUAUACCAGCGUAAGGCUCCCCAACCCCAGCGGCGUUUUUCCACACCGAUGUGAUUUCUGUCAGUUCCUCCUGGGCCAAGCCCGUCCCUUCAGACUCCUGUGUAGCGCUGACCCUCUUUUACAGUAAACUUGAACCUCUGUAUCAUCCAAAAGAAAAAAAAAAGGUAAUUACUGUAUUUAAUUUUCCUGUUAUUUAAUGUGUUUCUAU